AUGUUAAACAAUUUAAUAACUAUAAUUGCAGAAUGUCAAAUCAAUUUAGAAUAAAUUAAGCAAUUAUUCAUUGAUCCUCAUAUGGCAUUCUAGAUGUUAUCCUCUAAUGGACAUGAUAUUGAUCAAUCAGAUAUCAAAAGAUUUAUAUCUCUUAAUGAUGAGGAAAUCAAACAUCUAAUUAACUAAUUUAAUUCCAAUUCUGAUACAAGAUUUACAUAUCCUGAGUAUUCUUUAUUUUAAUUAAUAGUUUUAUUAAUUCUCUGAAAUUGAAUAACAACAAUCAUGUUAAAGAAGCUCUUAUCAAACUUUUAUAAUAGGAAGCAAUCAAUUUUAAGUAAAUUCAAUGUGUUUUCCAUAGAUUUUAGUAAAGUUUAAAUACUCAAAGAAGAUAGCAAUUUCAAUCCUACUGAAUUAUUCAAUUAGAUUGAUUAAUUUGGUAAAGGUUAUAUUACAAAUAGGACUUUAAAAAAAUGUACAAAUUUAUCUAACGACUACAUCUCUGCUUUUUUUAGAUUUCUAGAUAAAGAUAAUGAUGGUAGAAUAUUUGAAAAUGAAUUUUUAUCUGCCUUCUAAUCAUCAUAAAAAUAACAAUUAGCUGUUUAAUACAAAGAUUUAAGAUAAAGUUAAGAAAAAGAAAAAUAAAUAAUUUAAUAAUGCUUAUAGAUCUAAUAGAAUCUAUAAAUAAAUGAAGAAAAAAAUAGUCAAUCAAGAAUUAAAUAAGUCUAACAGUUAUUAUAAAGUAGAUUAAAUCUAGAGCGAUCCAAAGGAUAAAACUCCUAUUCAUCUUUAUUAAAAGUAAGAUAAUAAUUACUAUAAAUUGAUUAAAUAAGAAGAAAUUCAUAACGAGAAACUUUUGAAAGACUUCUUAAAUAUUAACAUUAAUUAAUUAAAAAUAUUAAAGAGAAAAAUGAAGAGACGACUUAAAAAUAAAAGAAUCUUAGUAGUCUCCAUGAUUAAUUAUAUACUAUGAGAACACAAUAAGAUUUAAGUCUUAAGAGAAAACGAGAGUAUAGUAUUCAUAGCUAAUCUUAAUUAUGA
Molecule: messenger RNA, 1038 nt
Organism: Paramecium pentaurelia
Lineage: Eukaryota; Ciliophora; Oligohymenophorea; Peniculida; Parameciidae
Source: the annotation of a GenBank genome assembly